AUGGCGACUGUGAGCGUGUCCACUUUGUGGCGAUCUUUGCUGUUUAUUUUGGUUAUCAUUCCAUUGUCGACACUAGCAGCAAAGAAUCGGCAAAACCUCAUUCAACGACCGAAGGAUGUCAAGGAUUUCAAAAAGUUAUUACGGACUCGGACAAAUGUCCUUGUUGUCUAUGCAAAAAAUGAUCGUGAGGUCUCCUCAUUGCUCAAGACUGCCCGCGAGGCCGCAGAAGAGAUGAUGGGCCAAGCCACAGUGGCAUAUGUGGAUUGUAGUGCAGCUCAAAAAUUAUGCAAAAAAUUUAAAGCGAAGCCCAGUUCUUAUGAAAUAAAACAUUAUAGUAAUGGUGAAUUUAAUAAAAUAUAUGAUCGGCGAGAAACAGCCAAGUCACUGAUUAGUUUCCUACGCGAUCCUAAAGGUGAUUUACCAUGGGAUGAAGAAUCAUCCGCGGAUGAUGUCAUUCAUAUCAUGAAUCCACCACAAUUAACGAAAUUACUGAAGAAAGAGAGAAAGCCUAUACUCCUGAUGUUCUAUGCGCCAUGGUGUGGCUACUGUAAGAUGAUGAAACCAGAAUAUGCAGCGGCUGCCACUGAACUGAAAGGUUUUUCGGUUCUUGCUGGCAUGGACGUUGAUAAACCAGAGAAUGCUAUCAUCAGAGAACAGUUCAACAUCACAGGAUUCCCUUCCAUUAUUUACAUAGAAAAAGGCCAAAUGAAAUACAACUAUGGCGGAGAGAAAAAUAAAGAUGGUAUUGUUACUUGGAUGAAGAACCCUCAGCCACCUAAAGAGCCUGAGAAAGAGUCUGAAUGGAAGGAGGAGGAGACUGAUGUGGUCCAUUUGACGGAUGCCAACUUUGAUGAAUUCAUGGCAUCUCAUCCCUCCGUCCUAGUCAUGUUUUAUGCCCCAUGGUGCGGCCAUUGCAAGAAGAUGAAACCAGAGUAUGUUGAUGCAGCUGCCCAACUCAAGGGUGAAGAGAUCGAAGCGACAAUAGCAGCUGUUGAUUCAACGGUGGAGAAAGUCGUCUCGGAGAAAUAUGGCAUCAAAGGUUUCCCCACUGUCAAGUAUUUCAAGGAUGGUGAAGUCAAAUUCGAUGUCAAUGAAAGAACGGCAGAUAAAAUUGUGGAGUUUAUGAAAGAUCCGAAGGAGCCUCCGCCACCACCCGCGGAAGAACAACCGUGGGAACUAACAGAGAGUGAUGUGGUCCAUUUGGAUUCUCAAAACUUCAAGAGCACACUCAAGAGGAAGAAACACACUCUUGUCAUGUUUUAUGCCCCAUGGUGUGGUCACUGUAAGAAAGCCAAGCCGCACUACAUGAAAGCUGCUGAGACGUACAAAGAGGACAACAAGGUCAUGUUUGCUGCCAUGGAUUGUACAAAACAUGCCGACGUCUGUAAACAGCAUGACGUCAGUGGCUACCCGACGUUCAAGUACUUCAACUACGGCAAGAAUGAUGAGAAAUAUACUGGUGGAAGAGAGGAAAAUGACUUCGUGCACUUCAUGAAGGAUCCCCAGAACCCGACUCCCCCUCCGAAGCCCAAGACCGACCCACGACUUGCCUGGGCAGAGAACGACGCCGCCGGCAACGUCCAGCACUUGGCAGACGACACUUUUGAUACGUUUUUAUCCGAACAUCCAUCCGUCCUGGUUAUGUUUUACGCACCAUGGUGUGGACAUUGUAAAGCCAUGAAGCCUGCGUAUGGUGAAGCUGCUCAACGACUUGUUGAUGGAUCGAUAGGUGGCGUUCUAGCUGCUGUUGAUGCAACACAGGAGGCGCAGAUUGGUGAGAAGUACGAGGUCCGCGGCUACCCGACACUGAAAUAUUUCCGGAAUGGCCAGAUGGUGAAGGACUAUGACGGCGGACGCUCCACUGACGACCUGUUUAACUUCAUGAUAGAGAAUGAUCCAGAAGAACAGAAACGUUUGGAACAAGAAGCAGAAAAACUAAAGGCAGCCGAAGAAGAAAACAGACUGGCAGAGGAGAAACGUCGAGUAGAGGCUGAGGAAGAGUGGAAGGCUGAGGAGAAAAAGAAGGCUAAGGAAGAGAAAAAGAAGGCCGAGGAGAAAAAGAAGGCUGAGGAGGAGAAAAAGAAGGCUGAGGAGGAGAAAAAGAAGGCUGAGAAAAAGAAGAAGGCUGAGGAGAAAAAGAAGGCUGAGGAGGAGAAAAAGAAGGCUGAGAAAAAGAAGAAGGCUGAGGAGAAAAAGAAGGCUGAGGAAGAGAAGAAGAAGGCUGAGGAAAAGAAGAAGGCUGAGGAAAAAAAGAAGGCUGAGGAAAAGAAGAAGGCCGAGGAGAAAAAGAAGGCUGAGGAGAAAAAGAAGGCUGAGGAGAAAAAGAUGGCCGAGGAGAAAAAGAAGGCCGAGGAGAAAAAGAAGGCCGAGGAAGAGAAGAAGAAGGCCGAGGAGAAAAAGAAGGCCGAGGAAGAGAAAAGGAAGGCUGAGGAAAAUACAAAGGAGAAAAAGAAGACAGAAUUAUAAACAUCUUGAUCAGUCUCAUCACUGGUGGUUGGCAUAGUUUUAUAGUAAUCUUUCUCUUCACACCAUACCUCCUGAACCACCUGCAUCAGUCAUUUUUGUAAAAAAAGGAAAAAGUUCCAUAUGAAAGAAAUGUUUGAUGUCCAAAAGUUGUAUUUCAUAAAUCUUUGAGUUAGUGAGAGCUCCCUGCCUGGUAUGUGUGCGAAAUGCUUCCAUAUCCGUAAAGGGUGCUUGAAUGGUCAUUCAUGCUUUUGGUGUCGACCCUACUUAAUAAUGUGAAUGACUGAAGUAUUUAUGUGUUUAGAUACCGAAUGGUUCAUUUUUGUACUUUGUGUGGCCUGUGUACACUUGUACAUAUGCAUUCAUGUAUAUACCUGGAGAAACACUGUUGAUAUUGACAGAUCUGUCUAGCAAUAACACUAUGGCCACUGAGGUACGAGUUGUAUAACAAGAAACCAUCCUCUUAGAAGGUGGUCAGUUCCAGUUGACUCGGUCAGGAAAGCACCCACAGUCAAUGGGACUUCUGCCUGUAAUUCUUUAAGCGUACCUGAUUGACCGCAAUCAAUAAUUGGGAACCAAGAGCUGGCUUAAGGCCACCGUCGACUUCAUACACCAUAUCAGUUGGUUUAUAUUCAUGCUGACAUCCUCGUUAUUAAUUGGACUUGGCCUCGAGACUUAUUUGUUGAGUGUUUGCGCUUGUGGUGGCUGUUUUUUCUACAGUAGCUGUUUUGAACAUUCCAACUAGAUUAGUCUGCCAUUACAAACCGGCACUGCCAGUAUCCGUGUGUUUUAUAAUCAAAAUAUUCAAGGCUUCUUAUUUAUUUGUGCUAGAUGUCUUGUAAAUGACCUAAGAGUAUAAUAUUGACUGAAGUUCUGGAGACAGAAUGACUGAUGAACUUCAUGCAUAUGGUGCCAGUCUUGUGGUGUACAAUUGCUACACGAUCAACCCAAGAACCAAGUGACCCAAUCUAUUUAUAUUUGAUGCCAUUUUGGAAUAUUUUGCCUCGGAUUCCAUGGCUUUAUACUUCUACAUUUAAUCCACAUUUAGAGCCGCAGCAAAAUGCACUCAGGUCAUUUUGGAAGGGAAUUGUUUACAUAUUGGUGCCUUUUUAUUCAGGAAUGAAUGAAUGCCUUCUGGUCAAAACUCCAUCUCCAAAUGACUGUUAACUUAUCCUUUUGGCUCAAGGUUGUGUGGUCCUCUCAGCAAAGAACCCUUUUAUUUGUUAAUCCUUGAUGUGUUUGUGACCGAAAGUGAUAGGAAUCGUUGCUGUUUAGAUGACUUUGUGUAUGACUCAGCACUGUAUACUGACUGAUUCCUUUCUGUUUUUUUUGGGUCUCGUAUCUGUGUACAUAAAUUAGGAUAUUUUCUCUUACAAAGGAAAAACUAUUUUUGAUAGCUGUGGUCAUUCUGGUUGUGGCUUUCAACCCUAAUGCAUUAACUGUUAAACUUUAGCAGCAAACAUGGAAUGUAGUCGACACAAAUUGAAAAAUGAGCAAAUUGGAAAAGUUUGGGCUCUGCAAACAUUACUCAGAACCAAACUCCUCGUCAUUUAUGACAUUGUUCAGUUGGUCUUAGUAUUUGUAGCUGGUAGUCCAGUUAGCAAUAAAUUGUGACUCCUUUCUCGUGUUGUUGAGGCUGGAUAGAACCAUAUCAUGUUAGUCUAGUUACAAGUCCUUCUGGCAAUUUGAUGUUUGGAUAGACCUUGUGUAUCAUAGGGGUGCUGAUUGGAUCACGCGAGUGGGCUUCUGCUCCACAUUUUGUGGAGAAAACUAGGUUGUUAAGGUUAGCUGUUGGUUUUGGGAAACAAAUUAAGGUGCAAUGCAUAUUGCAACAUACUCAGAUAUUUUGAAGUGUAAAAGCAUUAUUUGAAUAAAUCGCUUUUAAGAUAUUGACUUUUGAAA
Lineus longissimus is the source of this 4365-nucleotide messenger RNA. Its product is annotated as protein disulfide-isomerase A5-like. Gene Ontology annotation, cellular component: endoplasmic reticulum. NCBI's taxonomy places the organism in Eukaryota, Metazoa, Nemertea, Pilidiophora, Heteronemertea, Lineidae. The transcript is spliced from 20 exons. Gene Ontology annotation, biological process: protein folding. Gene Ontology annotation, molecular function: protein disulfide isomerase activity. Bases 1 to 2466 code for a protein of 821 amino acids. The record is from RefSeq and is a predicted model, not a curated record.